Messenger RNA from Cynocephalus volans (Philippine flying lemur), 7072 nucleotides. RefSeq names its product serine racemase (gene SRR). The record is from RefSeq and is a predicted model, not a curated record. NCBI's taxonomy places the organism in Eukaryota, Metazoa, Chordata, Mammalia, Dermoptera, Cynocephalidae. Bases 277 to 1293 code for a protein of 338 amino acids. Gene Ontology annotation, molecular function: threonine racemase activity; magnesium ion binding; serine racemase activity. Gene Ontology annotation, biological process: D-serine biosynthetic process. The transcript has 9 exons. Gene Ontology annotation, cellular component: cytoplasm.
AGCGUGCUGAGGCCGGAGGUGGAGGCGCGGCGCCGGUGAGUAUUGUCUUAAAUGACCUCACAUCUUUGGCCACUGGUCCUGGGCCAAGAUGGGCCAGUCAGGUUCCUUACCCAGAACUUUUUUGAACUGAGAUUGAGAAAAAAAGAAAAUCCCUCUCCAGUGUGGAAGCCAUAAAAUGUAAAACACAGGAGCUGUCAGCAGCCACAUGUCCUAUCAUAUGGAACCAACUGGUCUGCAGUGAAAAAGAAGCCGACGUGCAGAAAGCAGCAGAGAACCAUGAGUGCUCAGUACUGCAUCUCCUUUGCUGAUGUUGAAAAAGCUCAUAUCAACAUUCGAGAUUAUAUCCACCUUACACCAGUGCUAACAAGCUCCAUUUUGAAUCAAGUAACAGGGCGCAAUCUUUUCUUCAAAUGUGAACUCUUCCAGAAAACUGGAUCUUUUAAGAUUCGUGGUGCCCUUAAUGCCAUCAGAGGCUUGAUUCCUGCCACUUUAGAAGAGAAGCCCAAAGCUGUUGUUACUCACAGCAGUGGAAACCAUGGCCAGGCUCUCACCUAUGCUGCCAAAUUGGAAGGGAUUCCUGCUUAUAUUGUGGUGCCCCAAACAGCUCCCAACUGUAAAAAACUGGCAAUAGAAGCCUAUGGAGCCUCUAUAGUAUACAGUGAACAAAGUGAUGAGUCCAGAGAAAAUGUUACAAAAAAAAUUAUGGAACAAACAGAAGGCAUCAUGGUACAUCCCAACCAGGAACCUGCAGUGAUAGCUGGGCAAGGGACAAUUGCCCUGGAAGUGCUGAACCAGGUUCCCUUGGUGGAUGCACUGGUGGUACCUGUAGGAGGAGGAGGAAUGGUUGCUGGAAUAGCAAUUACAGUAAAGGCUCUGAGACCUAGUGUGAAAGUAUAUGCUGCUGAACCCUUGAAUGCAGAUGACUGCUACCAGUCUAAACUGAAAGGGGAACUGACCCCCAAUCCUUAUCCUCCAGAAACCAUAGCAGAUGGUGUCAAAUCCAGCAUUGGCUUAAACACCUGGCCUAUUAUAAGGGACCUCGUGGACGAUGUCUUUACUGUUACAGAGGAUGAAAUUAAGUAUGCAACCCAGCUGGUGUGGGAGAGGAUGAAACUACUCAUUGAACCUACAGCUGGUGUUGGAGUGGCCGCUGUGCUGUCUCAGCAUUUUCAAACAGUUUCCCCAGAAGUAAAGAACAUCUGUAUAGUGCUCAGUGGUGGAAAUGUAGAUUUGACUUCCCUAACUUGGGUGAAGCAAGCUGAAAGGCCAGCUUAUCAAUCUGUUUCUGUUUAAUUUAUGAAAAGAGAUGGGAUACAGUGUUGUUAGAUACUUGGAAAUUUGGUUUCCUAGUCACUGUCAACUCUCCAUCUUCCCCUCUUAAAACAGUUAUCAAAAUCCUAAUGGAGAGUGGAUGUAUUGGACUAAGUAGUAGAAAAACUUCCAUACUCAACUGAGACACCUCAUCAAGGCCAAGAAGUCUCUUACAAAAAAGGGUAGCAGACUUACAGGCUAAAGUAGAAAAUACAGACUUUGCCCUAUCACAGCCUAUAGGCUCCCAUCCCCACAGCGCUAACCGGCAACAGUAAAACAGAAUCCAUUUGAAUUAGUUACUCCAUGUCCACUUCAAGCACUGUUGAAGAAAUCUCGCUUUUCAUCCAAGGUACUGGGUCUGGUACAUAUGGAUCGUAAGUCCAUUUGGGGAAAACGCGUUUAUAGAGGUUCAUCAGUACUGUGUCCUGAGAUUUUAGCUUCCCAUCAAAACUGCACUUCAUGUGGCCAUGGGUACCUGGAAAGAAAAAGGGCAAGUUGGUCAAAUUAAAAGUAGAAAAUUUUAGGGCCAGCCUGUGGCUCACUCAGGAGAGUGUGGUGCUAAUAACACCAAGGCCACAGGUUCGGAUCCCAUAUAGGGAUGGCCGGUUUGCUCACUAGGUUGAGCGUGGUGCUGACAACACCAAGUCAAGGGUUAAGAUCCCCUUACCGGUCAUCUUUUUUUAAAAAAAAGUAGAAAAUUUUAAAGCAGUGAACUCCCAACCCAACUGUCAUUUAGUAAUACUGGGGAAAUCUAGACAAGGUCCUAAAUCCCACAUUCUCUUACCCACAGGCUCCUUGAUGUGUCCCCUGCGGCCCCACUUUGUUCUCAGUUCCACUGGUUUAAACCACAGCACAUCCUCUUAUAAUAGAACAUAUAGAAUACCAAGAUGAAAUAUUUUACCACAAAAUGUAAACCUAACAUUCAUACCACAAAGACAAUCAAAUCCCAUCCUCCUCCUUCAUACCUACCUCUGUUGAAGAACAUGUAACGCACUACUGCCAUCUUAGUAAAAAUUUUGAAAGGAUGACCACUGAGAACAACUCUCUUGAUGACCAUUCUGUCUGGAUCCACUGACAACAGAUGGCCUGUAGCAAUGAGGUUGUACAUUCCUAAGGAGCAAACACAAAGCAGCUGUUCAGCAGUCUAUAGGCCAAAGCCUUCAUUUAUUGCUCCAGUCCAUUUAAUAAAAAACCUAUUCAGGGGCUGGCCCGUGGCUCACUUGGGAGAGUGUGGUGCUUAUAACACCAAGGCCACAGGUUCAGUUCCCAUAUAGGGAUGGCCGGUUAGCUCACUGGGUGAACAUGGUGCUGACAACACCAAGUCAAGGGUUAAGAUCCCCUUACUGGUCAUCUUAAAAAGAAAAAAAAAAUUUUUUUUUAAAAAAAGACCUAUUCAAGAUUUUCUUGGAGAAACCUUAAAGUAGCAAUGCACUAUGCUGCCUUCCUGGGUCCAUGGCAAAGACCACUAAAAGAUAUUCCUGCUGAACCUGUCCCCAGAACCAAUCCUAAAUAUAGCACUCUAAGGUUUGCAAGUAAGAUAAAACCCAGUUUGUCACCCCUCCCUUAGACCCACUGUGAGGCUGUGAUUAGUAUAUUUUGAAAACCAUCUCCAUUGGUAUGGAGGAGAAUUUCAUCUUUUCCAUGCCAUUUGGCUUCCAAAUUGAAGAGAAAAUAGUGUUUCUCCUAUCAAGAACCCAUAGGCCUGUUCACCUGUGUGAACUAAACUUACCAUUGCUUUUCUGCUUGAAAAGCAGCACAGAUGCAGGAGGAAAAGUGAUUGGCGCAUAUACUGUCACCACCAGGGCCACAUCAGCAGUCAGGAAUCUCUGAAAUUUAUGUUUAUCCGCUGUCAUAGUAAAGAUUAAAAAAAAUAAAAACCAAAAACAUUUUGAGACACCAUAGGUAAUCCAGAGGCCUGUGAAAAGCUGUAUUAGUGCAACUCUUAAAGCUAAGGCAGCUUAUGUUUCCUUACCCAACUAUUUCUCAAAAAUUUUUCCUGCCUCAUUACAACUGAAAGAUUAGGGCCAGCCCAUAGCUCACUUGGGAGAGUGUGGUGUUGUUUACACCAAGGCUACGGGUUCGGAUCCCUAUAUAGGGAUGGCUGGUUAGCUCACUUGGGAGAGCAUGAUGCUAACACCACGUCAAGGGUUAAGAUCCCCUUACCGGUCAUCUUUAAAAAAAAGAAAAAAGAUAUAACCCAAUCUUAUCAGUACUUUUUCAACAAGAGGCAGAAUCUUAGAGCCCAGCUUGGACUAUAUUUGAGAUCUGAAAAAGUUCUCCGGGUAAUUCUGAUAUCCAUCACACCUACCUCAUUUGAGAAUCAGGGCUUUAGAAAGAGUAUUUCCACUAAAUCAACAGCUCUUAGUCUAAGCAGGGAUUAGAAACACUUACUGUAAAGGGCCAGAUAGUAAAUACUUUAGGCUUUGCAGCCACACAAUUUCUGUUCCAACUACUCAACUCUGCCAUUGUAGCACAAGAGCAACCAAGAAGAUACUUUUUUUUUUUUGGUGGCUGGCCAGUAUGGGAAUCCAAACCCUUGACUUUGGUGUUAGAAGGCUAUCCUCUAACCAACUGAACUAACCGGCCAGCCAAGACAAUACAUUUUUUUAAAAAAGCAUGACUGUGUUCCAAUAAAACUUUGUUUACAAAAACAAACAGAUUUGACCUAAAAGCCAUAGUUUGCUGACCCCCAAUCUUGAGGACUAUCUGGAGCUUCUGUUUUACUUUCAAUGUAACCCUCACCCCCUUUUUUAAUACAAAAGUUAUAGGAAAAUAAAAUAUUCUAAGGGAAUGAGGAAUUAAUCCCUCAUUUAGAUAGUAUGGUUGGUGAGAAUAAAAAUUAUCCACAGCACCAUUAAUACUGCUUCACCUUCCUCCUGCCACUGCUGAGAGCUGAGUGAGCUAAGAGUUACUUAAGGUUAUAUUCAGAAACCCCCAAAUUAGUGGGCAACACAUCUUCCUACUCCUAAUAUGUAGAAGUACAACCAUUCUUGUCACAAGUGUCCCUGGUCAUCACUCUCCAAAUUCUAAUCGAAUCAUCAACAUCUCAGAACCCAGACCUCUCUGCUUUACCCAACUGUGGGUCACACCCAGCCUCCAUUUCCUUCCACCCUCACUGCCACUGGCACACCUGAUGCCAAGGUUCCACACUCUGACACACCCUUUUUAUAAAGCUGCCAACUUCUAUUCAAAACCUACUCAUGGCAGAGAAGCCUCAGCAUCACACAGAAGUUGCAUCACUGGCAUGCUUCAGACAGGUUCAGACAUUUUGAAUAAAAACAUCAUUGGCUCCUAAGCCAGAGUACUAAAAAUACCUCUAACUCAGAGAUCUAAGAGUUUGAAACUAUGUAUUCUGCCCCUCUCUACCAAAAGUCACAGUCUCCCAAAGGACAGUAAGACGGACAAGAAGAGAGGAUUUACCACUGCUAACCUGCAGUGUGCUGAGAGAAUAAAGGUGAGGCUCGGAAGCGCCUGAAUCCACAGUGGAAGAUCAGCUCCUCUUUGGCUUUCACAGGUUCCGUGUUGCCAGGGUUCCGUUUCACCACCAUAUUCAAUACUGACAUCUGGGGAACAAAUAACAAAAGAAAACUUCAUAGUCUAGGAAUAUAACAGCCUGAAAGAAAGCAAACCAAUGUUCAGAAUCACUUUAAGAACAGGCAGUGCUAAUUAAUGGAACAGUAUGGAUGAUAUACAGAUUCAUCCUUUACCUCCACCAACUAGCAUUUGAGCCAAACAUAGGCUGAUCAGCGCUUUCAUAUACCCUUCUUUUAUGCUAGCUUACCCUCCUGCAUCUAACAUAAACGAGCUCAACAUCUGCCACAAAAUCAGUGUCCUUCAAGUCAUUCACUCACAGCUUACUUCAAAACCACACUAAUUCAAGUCUUUUCUUCUCAACCCUUACCUACACUGACCAAAGGCCAGAGGUGUCACAUACCCUCAACAUACACAACUAUUGGCCAACAAGAGAAAAGAGAUCUGCAUCUUGGCAUAAACCUUCUUUAUUUUUAAGGUUGCCAACACUUUUUCAAAAUCUGAUCUGAAAAAAUACUUAAGUCUCAGAACCACACAGAGACUGCAUCACUGAGAUGCAUCAGACAGGUUCAGACAUUUUGGGUAAAACCAUCAUUGACUUCUCUAUUAUUCUCUGAUUCCUAAUCAGAAAAGCAGAAUUUUCACAUCCCAAAAUGUAAAGUCACAUAAAUAGAAUUUUAAUAAAAUAGAAUUUUAAGACUUUUCUGAAGAGGUUGGAAAGUUUCAUAAUUCCCCAUCCCCUACAAGACACUAAUUCACCUUCUGUUCAUGAGGUAGUAAAGAAAAUGCAAUCAAGGGUGCUCCUCGCCUGAAGUACUCAACCACUGAGACAGGGACUUCAGAGACAUGAAGUAUGACAUACCAGCCAACCUGACAGAAGCAAGCAGAAAACAAUCACAGGGUUACUCUUAAGGUCCCAAUAAUCAUGAAGCAUUUCUCCAAAUGUGUCAAGUCUCUCAGGUAACUCUCAAUCCAACCUUUACCCUUCAAGAUUGCCUUUUACAGAUGCCUCCACCACCCAGACUCAACUUUUUUAGUUAACAUCUCUGAUAUCUCUGUUCCUAGUAUCAUUCUUAUCGAUGACUCAGUGGCUCCCCUAAUUCAGCUAUGGGCAGCACAAAACGUACUCAUUCUCAUGCCACGAGAAGAAGUAAAAUAGGGAGCACUGUAGCAAAUGAAAGCAAAUUAUAGGAUGGACAAGGGAAGGUAGAUACCUCAGCUCCUUCAAUCUCUUUUUCCUCAACCUCUUUAAAAAUACUUUUUCUAGUAGUAGUGAAAUUCUGAAACUGAAAGAUCCGAGCAUAAUCUAGAGGAAGGUUUUCCUUAGGAUCCCAUGGAGAUGUCCGGAAGCUCUUGAGGCCUCUGUAUUUCUGAAAUCUAGAAUGUAGGAGAUUUUAAAGAAAUUAACAGAUUUAUGUGGUGCUACAUUAAGAUUUGAGUUACUUCUAAAAUGGCUAAGGCUCUAGCUUAAAAGAACUCUAAUUACUACGUUUCAGAAUAACCUAACAGCUUAAACCAAGAUCACUCUCCAAAACAGCUUGUAACAAGCAUUUCACAACCAAAUCCAAGCUUCUCACUGACAAAGGACAAAGUACUUACAGUGGCUCCCCAGUGCCUGUCAAGGAGUGGCUCUUUAACCUGACACACAAGAUCCUUGGUAAUAGCCUUACCAGUCUUUUUUUUUUUUUUUUUUGUCUUUUUCGUGACCGGCACUCAGCCAGUGAGGGCACCGGCCAUUCCUAUAUAGGAUCCGAACCCACGGUGGGAGAGUCGCCACGCUCCCAGCGCCGCCACGCUCCCAGCGCCGCACUCUCCCGAGUGUGCCACGGGCUCGGCCCAGCCUUACCAGUCUAAUAUCCAACAUAAACUCUCUAGUUUUAGUCAGACUUGUUUCCAGAGCAUACAUGAUCAUCUACAUCUUCAUGCUUUUACUUUUGCCUUUCUACCCAAACCCCCCAAAAUCUCCAAACAAUUAAGUAUUAGCUCCUGUAGGAAGUAUAUGCUAAUUAUCUUUAAUAUUUCUCCUUCAUUAAAGUCCCAUAUCAGUCUGUACCACAGUCUAGAACUUGAUUAUAUACUGUUGAUUAUUAUACUGUUUCCUGUAUGUAUAUGUUGCUUUCUCAUAGAGAAUGUUAGCCCUUUAGGAGGAGAGACAAUGUGUUUUUCUUCUUUUGCAUCAUAUUGACAUAGUUCUGAACCACAAGUUUUAAAUAAAAACUUCUUGAUUGAA